AUGCCGCCGCCGGGGCCGGGGCCGGAGGGCAGCGGGCCGCGCCUGCGCUCCGUCAACACGCGCGAGCUCUCCGAGGUCGUCUUCAACAACCGCAGCCCCCGCUCAGUCCUCCCGAUCUGGGUGGACUUCGAGGGCAGGCCGCGCUACUACCCGAUCCUGCAGCCGCGCACCGGGCGGAUCAUGCACAGCUACCGGGGUCACCUCUGGCUGUUCCGGGACGCGGGGACAAACGACGGCCUCCUGGUCAACCAGCAGGAGCUGUUCAUAGCGGCUCCCAACGUGAACAAAGCAGACAUCACGCUGCCAGUGUUCACCCUGAAAGAGAGAUGUCUCCAGGUUGUUCGCAGUCUGGUCAAACCAAUGGACUACAGGAAGCUGGACAUUGUUCGAUCAUUAUAUGAAGAGCUGGAAGAUCAUCCUGAUAUUAGGAAGGAUCUUCAGCGGCUUUCUCUGGAGAGAAGUGAAACGUUGAGGAACGGAAUUCUGGAAUAACAUGAUUACUCACUCCAGACUCUAAAUACCAAAUCGCAGAGUUUAAGAGGGAUAGUCACUGCGAAACAUGCCAAGAACUAAUGUCUGUAUUUUAAGUUCUGAAACAUAAACUCAGUUAAGUUGAGAAAACUUGCUGUGAUGUUAAGUCAGAUCCGAAAGACUAAACAGCACAUAGAAGCACGCCAGGUUCCUGGUGGUUCGAUUCCAUUCCUCAUUACGCGUACUGCAAACCGAUGACUCUGGAGGCCUUGCGUGGAUGAAGCUCAGAGUUUUAUUUGGACUAUCUCAGAAGAACGCAUAGGGACAUAGAUCAGGUCAUCCAUUUGGAGAAUAUGCCUACAGAUCAACUUUCUUUGUAUUAGAAUGUAAAUUACACCUAAGAUUAACUUAAACCAAACUCUAAUGAUUGUAAGUGGCAGACCAACACCAGUUUUGCUUGAAUAAUUUGUUUUCAAUGGAAUUUCACUCUCACAUGUAGCCUAGGUUUGACCGUGAAUCACAAAGCGUGGGGGGUGUUUGUGUAUGUGAGGGUUUCCACCACCACCUUCUGAGGACCUGACCUGAAACAUUAUGUCAGUGUAAAGAUGACGUGUAAAUGUUUUCAUUUUUUUCUGCCUCUUACCUUUGCAUUUAUAAGCCCGUGUCAUAUCCACUCUGAGGCUGACGCAUUUGUACACAGAUCAUACCUUGAAUGCCUUAUUUGUCCUUUAUGAUUGGUUUCUUGCCUAGUUGAUCUCAAGGUGAUCCAACCUAUUCAGCUGUGUAGACUGGAUCCCAGUUUUGGGACACCUUUCAUCUCCCCACCUGCUUCCCCAGCCUCCUGUACAGGCAUGUCAGGUAGUGUUCGCAGAAGGUAGAUGCUCCAAGUUCUACCUUUUCCCAUCGCAAUGCAGUAGUUCAGGUUGUAGGGGCAGACCUUUUCGGGGAGUAUGGACCACUUGCCUUGCUAGUGUUGCCAAAGGAAGGGACAGCAGGCUGUAUCAGCUCCCAUGGACCUGUUGUGCGGUCCAGCUCACAAACAGAUCCAUGCUUUAUUGCAGUCUAGAUAAGCAGAAAAAAUUUAUCUACAUUCCGUUCCCCCGUACCUCAAUUAGAAUGCUCAAUUAGAACCUCAAUUGUGUGAACAUACACUCGUAAUUCAAAGCAGCAUUGCUUUUAGCAGAUGCAUGCAUUGUCCACCAAGUAAUAAAUGUGCUGUUCAAUGUUAGAAGCAGGUUGAUGGGAGAUUAUAGCAGGUUAUUUCUGUGGCAUACAUUUCUUUCCAGUUAUACAUUCUAAGAAACACAGCUGUGAAACUGUCUGAGAAUAUCAACGUAUUCUGUAAGUAUGAAAUGUCUCCCCUUUUUGUAAACUUGUUUUUCUUACAUGUUUGAAGUGUAUGAAUUGAUCUUUGUCAUAAAAGUGUAAAUCCAUGCUAACUUUUUUACUCUAAUUCUGUCAAAUAACUUCACAGUGCUUGUGACUAUAUACAUCUAUUCCUGCAAUACGCCUGAAAAUCAUUGCAGUUGAUCAGGAACAGAUACUUUUUGAUUGAGCAUACAAACUGUUCCAGCUCCAUUGCUGCAGGACUGCGUUGUGGCUGACACCAAACUGUUACCACAACUUUAGGCAGUGUCUGUGGGUGAACAUAGCUACAUUACAAUUUCUACUUUUACCACCUUUUGCAGAUCUCUUUCAGAGAAAAGUGAGCCUGUGCAGGCCUCAGGAGCAAACAUCGGUAAGUCGCUCAGCUCCUAGGGAGCCCUUAGGUUAGAGGGUGUCACACUGUGCUCCUGCGGCUGGGUCCUACAAAUACCCGAGAGGAGCUUCUCUUCUGAUGUCCUUGCGAUGCUGUGCGUUAUGCUUAACAUGGCAGUACUGCCAGCCCGUUGCACAAAAUUGGCCUGCUUGACCCCGUAGUUUUUCUUUUAAUGUUGUAGGUAGUAAGUCUUAGGUGUAACAGAUCUGUACAUAUCACAAAUGUUCUGUAUAUUUCUGACUUAU
Molecule: messenger RNA, 2475 nt
Organism: Gavia stellata (red-throated loon)
Lineage: Eukaryota; Metazoa; Chordata; Aves; Gaviiformes; Gaviidae
Gene: VHL
Product: von Hippel-Lindau tumor suppressor
Exons: 3
Coding region: 1-492 (163 amino acids)
Source: RefSeq, a predicted model, not a curated record